Xiphophorus hellerii (green swordtail) is the source of this 3972-nucleotide messenger RNA. It is a transcript of the gene cav2, whose product is annotated as caveolin 2. Gene Ontology annotation, molecular function: protein kinase binding; molecular adaptor activity. NCBI's taxonomy places the organism in Eukaryota, Metazoa, Chordata, Actinopteri, Cyprinodontiformes, Poeciliidae. The coding region runs from base 140 to 631 and encodes 163 amino acids. The transcript has 3 exons. The record is from RefSeq and is a predicted model, not a curated record. Gene Ontology annotation, biological process: insulin receptor signaling pathway; negative regulation of endothelial cell proliferation; caveola assembly. Gene Ontology annotation, cellular component: caveola; focal adhesion; sarcolemma.
GUCUGCUGCACAGAGCGACUCUCAUCACCGAGCUGCGGCUCCCCGCCGCGCUGCUUUCCCUGCAGGGCGGGGUGGCGCUCAGUCCGGCGCACUCUGCCGCCCUCAGCGCACCGUCUGUCCGCCUCUGUCUCGACACGACAUGGGUGUGGAGAAGGAAAAGCUGGACACCAGCAUAAUUAUGGACGAGGACGAGUACAACCUGUCCAUAGAGCCCAUUCUGAUGAAGAAAGGGAAGGUGUACUCGGAGGCGCCGGAUCGGGAUCCAAACGAGAUCAACACGCAUCUGAAGCAGGUGGGUUUCGAGGACGUGAUCGGCGAGCCGAGCUCCGCCCACAGCUUCGACAGAGUUUGGAUCGGGAGCCAUGCCACCUUCGAGCUGGUCAAGUUCUUCUUCUACCGGCUGCUGACCACCCUGCUGGCCGUUCCCAUGGCCUUCACACUGGGGCUGCUCUUCGGAGUGCUGAGCUGCGUCCAUGUCUGGCUGGUGAUGCCAGUGGUCCAGAGCUUCAUGAUGCUCCUGCCUUCAGCGCAGAAAAUAUGGAGGAGUCUGACGGACAUUUUCAUAGCUCCGCUGUUCCAGAGUCUGGGGAAAUGUUUGUCCUCCAUUCAGAUUCAAACCCCAGAGAACUGAAGCAGACAUCUGCUUUAACUCUUCCCUGAGUUGGAAAAAGUUACAAAAGGGCGAGGGAGACGUGAGCUCUUAAAAAGUUUAAUAUAAGAUACAGAAAGACGUGUGCAAAAUAAAAGACAAUCAUCGGGAAAAAGAGGUUUAGAGCAUGACCACAAAACCUCAUCUUGCUUUAGCAGACUCCAUUGUAGGAGAGAGAGAAGCUUCUGUAGCAUUUACUUGGGUUUUAUAACAAAUUGUUCUGGUUGUUGAUUCCUCUGAAGUGGAUUUGGGUGGAGUAUUGAUGACUAGCUAGUAAAGGAAUAUUUCCUGUUUUAAUGAAGAUUGUCUCAAAAAGUUGCUGUCAUCAUGUGACUUUGUUAGCGGCGAUCCCGAGCCUCAGACAUGAAGUCGUGUGCUUUAGGCUGCAGGUUGGUGCUAAAUUUGAGUCUUAUUUUGAAGUGAGGAAGGAAGUUGUUUUGGAGUUGGUUUUCUUGUUGCGUUGAUGGAGUUGACUGUUAAAGAUUGUUGAACUAACAACAUUCUGCUUCAAUAGUAGUAAAAAAAAAAAAACAAGUUUCCACCAUCUUAGCAUUGUGUGUCAGCCUUCGAUGUCUGUAAAGUUAACCGUUGUCAGCCAUUUGCAUCAAAUUUUAGAGCUUCCAGAGCUGAAGGGCUAUUUCUGAGUUUCUUUGUGAGUCCGUACUGCAUUUGGUGAAAUAUUUACCAAGAUGGUCACAAUUGUCAAGAUGUCAUGAUGGACAAGCUAACUGUUAGCUGCUACUGACGCUAAAGUUAGCUUUUUUACCGAGCCUCUGCUGUGUCAUCUUUAGUUCAGAUCUAAAAUACUCAGGAAGAUCAAACCUGAAUGCCGUAUUCAACACUAAACAGAUUUUUAUAUAUAUAUAUUUUUUUGCAAUACCAGGUUGAUGGAAGCUUUUUUAUUGAAGAACCACAAAAACAAUAUUUUUAUUACGUUUUCGGUGAGAUGUAGUCAUCAAAUUUGAACUGGGAUGUUUUACACUUAUUGGAAAUAAUUUAAAAACUCUCUUACUUAUUCUUACAUUCAUAAGAACCCAAGUCUUAACAAUUGGACUUAGAGUUACACUCCCGGUAGUUGAUCUAGUUUUCUUUGGAUUCAGCCGACAGCUAAUCAUUUCUGAUUAAUGUUCAGGUGAAUUUUACUGAAGCAUUUGAGGAGAAAAAUUAUCCUGACUGUUGUAGUUAUCUGACAAUAUUUACAAAUGAACAACAAUUAUGUGAGAUUGUCCGGGACUAGAUGACAGUCUUACCUGCUUACUGUAGAUGAUAUUGACUGCUUUGGAAUGCUUCAGAAAACUCAAUAUUCCAAAAAUAUAUUGACUAAGGUUCAGACAGGGCAGAUGUAUCUUAAGUAAUCAGGAACACAUCCACAGUUUGUGUUUUUUAUGGGUAAUAAUCAUUCAUGUUCGAUAUGACAUGGACCUUUUGAGAACCAUCGAAUACUGACCAAAAAUCAUUCUUGUCAUUCCAUUUCUGUUCAAGCUUAAAGAAUCAGUUAAGACUAACUUCCUGACAUGUUAGUAGAUGUAAUUUUUCUGCUCUGUAAACAUAUGUAAGUUAUAUAUAUUGCAAACUAUUCAACUAUAAGCUAAAUGUAGUGAGCUGAAAGAGAAAAUGCAUUAUAUUGCAGAAGUCUAUCUAGCUAUUAAAAGCUAAAAUGCAGCAUUUGCACAUUUGCAGGCAUUUACUAACAUAUCUACUGUGAUGAAUUUACAUGACAUUGACCUUAAUGCUGGGCAUCUACUGUAUUUUAUUAUUUUAAAAUGCCAGAAUAUGCUGGAGCUCUUCUGGGAAGGAGACAUGCUGUGUUCCUGAAUGACACACAUCUGCAGAAGUGAACCUCUGUGAGAUUGAGGCGUUUUCUGUCUGUGACUGAGACUCUGGUUCAGGCAAAACAAACUGCAGCUGCAAAUCGAAAGGCAUCCAGGAAUGAUUUCAUAUGUUUUAGUGUUUGCAACCGUUUGGGGAAAUUUAAGUUGUAAAACUGCUCUUUCUGUUUUUCCUGUUGAUGGUCUGAAAAGAACUGGUGACACAAUAACAGACCUGGAAGCCAACGUCUUAUGUUGUCCUGAUGCCAAAAAUACACAAUUUUGCAAUUGCUAUUUUUCCAUACAUUAAGAAAUUAAAUUAAAAUCACAUGUAAAUAAGCUAAUUCACCUGGUAAGUCAUUAAAAAAAUCAUGGCAAUGACGGACAUGAGAAGUAUUCAUAAUUCAUCCAUGGCACUAGCUCUCCUUCCACUUCCUGUUGACUUCUUCUUUGUAGUUUCCAUCAGUAGUAAUAGCCGGCUGUUGAUCAUGUGACUCGCAUGAUGCGAAAAAAGUGUUUCCAUCGCAGUUUUGUGAAAUACGUUUAUUUCUGUAUGGUUGAAAAAUAUGGGAGAGUGUUAGGAACACUGAAAAAGAAAGAAAAAUUAUUCUGACUUUAAUCUGAAAAAAAGAUCUGAGAAUCUGAAAGACACUUUCCUCAACGAAAGUCAGAAUUAUUAUUUUUUUCUUCCAGUGGCCCUCUUUCUCUUCUGUAGAAAAACCAUCACAUCCGAGUGCAAAAACUUUUUAUUGAAAAGUGAGAGGGUUCCACCCCCCCCCCCCCCCCCCCAAAUUGACGCAUCUCCAUUUUCCAAAUUUAUUUUUGAAUUUUCAAUUUGCACAAUUUUAUGGUUGAUGGAAAUGCAGUUAUUGAUAUUCCUCUGAAUUAAUGUAAAACUUUGCUUUGAUGUUCUUUUUACAACACGUUAAUAUGCAGUUUGAAAUUUUGACGCUUAAGUGAAGAGACAGCUAAAAUCAACGUUGCUUAAAGCGUUUCUACAUGGAUGAAUUCCUAUUAGAACUUAUCUGGACUGCAGAUCUAAUGAUCAAGGUGAAAAGGUGAGAGAACUUUGGCAAACUUUACUUUGGCAAACACAUUCGUUCUGUUUGCCAACGUAAAAAUUGGAUUAAGUACAACACAGCAGUUCAGACUGAGGAGACUUUGAAUACUGUCAGGUUUGUAUACGAUUCAGUACCACAUAUGGAAGUGGCUCAGAUGUCAUUUUUUGGGGGUCUCUUUGGGAUCAGAACUGGGCAAAAAAAAAUUAUUUUUGAAUGCAGACAUGUAUUUCCAGAUAAAGUUCUAUGAUGAUCUGGGCAGACAGGUGAAGGCUUUUAUUUUCUUUUCCACAGUGACACUACAGAGCAGCUAUGCAUGUAGACGUGAAAAUAACAAAUCCAACUCAGUUCUCACAUUAUUUAUUUGCUUUCUGACUUGAUUUACUGUUAUGAUGGAAACUGAAGGACACCAUGUGUAAGUUAUCUAAAAUAAAGAUUCAUUUUCCCCUUGAGGAAA